AUGGAUCUUACAAACCGCCUCAAGGAGUGGGACGAGAUGGCUACCAAACUAAAGGCGGACUUUGAGGAUGUGAAAUUGAAGUUACAGCUUGACUGUUCCGACGCUGACAUCAGAACAAAACAAGUGCGACAACAAAAUGAGCGGUACAUAAUUUCUCAGCGAAAACUGUUGGACGAAGGGUCAACCAUUGAGCAGAAUGACGUUGCUGUGAGAAUGGAGGUCGCACUGGGUCGCCUGCUGAAGCAAGCGUUACAUGAUCAGCGUGCUGCCUUUGCCGAGAAGAUGAAGCAGGAACGCACCGUCUUAAAUCAAUCCUUAUCAAAGGUCCUUGAAGAAAAUGAUGCCAACAUAAAGAAAGAGCGAGCCAAUGUUGACUCCAUGAUUAAGCAGGCAGGGGAACAAAUGGAUAAGGAGUUGGAUAAUGAGCGCUCAAAAUUGAAGUCAAUGAUUCAGUACUUGAUCGAACAAGAGGAGGGCCGGUCCUUGAUCCAAGAAGAGGAGGUCCAUGCCAACAUGAAUGUAGAGGUACAAGAUGGGAUCUACAUACCACGGAAAUGCAUGCAUAUAUUAUUGGACAACGAGUGUGGCCCGGAUCCUGUGAUGCUGUUUACUGCAGAAUGGGGCAAAUGCUGUGGCAGCAGCUUGAAGAAACUGGGGUUUCCUUUUCGGUUGCUUCGGUUCUGGAAAGAGAAGUAA
Molecule: messenger RNA, 696 nt
Organism: Miscanthus lutarioriparius
Lineage: Eukaryota; Viridiplantae; Streptophyta; Magnoliopsida; Poales; Poaceae
Source: the annotation of a GenBank genome assembly